This is a messenger RNA of Pygocentrus nattereri (red-bellied piranha), 6888 nucleotides long. It is a transcript of the gene tgfbr1b, whose product is annotated as transforming growth factor, beta receptor 1 b. Gene Ontology annotation, molecular function: activin binding; ATP binding; activin receptor activity, type I. Gene Ontology annotation, cellular component: plasma membrane; activin receptor complex. The transcript is spliced from 9 exons. The record is from RefSeq and is a predicted model, not a curated record. Lineage: Eukaryota; Metazoa; Chordata; Actinopteri; Characiformes; Serrasalmidae. Gene Ontology annotation, biological process: transforming growth factor beta receptor signaling pathway; nervous system development; cellular response to growth factor stimulus. Bases 93 to 1583 code for a protein of 496 amino acids.
GUGUGUGUGAGAGAGAGAGAGAGAGAGAGAGAGAGAGAGAGAGAGAGAGAGAGUGUGACAACCAGGCAGUCUAGAAUAAGUCUGAUCCAAGGAUGGAUGCAAUACCCUGUUGUCUCCUGUUUCUAGUCCUGUUCUUUGGAACUAGGAUUCGCGAUUCUGAAGCCUUACAAUGUUACUGUCAGCGCUGCCCCAACUCCACGUGUAGCACGGACGGCCUGUGCUACGUGUCCGUCACCAAAUCUGCGAGUAUGACCUUGAAGCAGAGCCUUUGUAUCAGUGAGACGGAGCUGAUCCCACGGGAUCGUCCCUUUGUGUGCGCACCCUCCACCAAGGAUGAUACAGGCAUCUACCCCAUGUGCUGCAACACUGACUGGUGCAACAAGAACCCUGACCCUAGCAUAUUCCCAGUGCCACCAGUGAAGACUCCCUCUCUGGGGCCUGUGGCUCUGGCAGCAGUCAUCGCUGGACCCGUUUGUGUGCUCUGCUUUGUGUUGGUCACCGUCUUCUACAUCUGCCACAGUCGCUCGGUCAUCCACCACCGUGUGCCUAAUGAAGAGGACCCCUCCAUGGACCACCCCUUCAUUACAGUGGGAACCACACUCAAAGACCUCAUCUAUGACAUGACCACUUCUGGAUCAGGCUCUGGUCUUCCCUUGCUGGUGCAGAGGACCAUCGCCAGGACCAUCAUCCUGCAGGAGAGCAUAGGCAAGGGUCGCUUUGGAGAGGUGUGGCGGGGCAAGUGGAGAGGAGAGGAGGUAGCAGUGAAGAUCUUCUCCUCUCGUGAGGAGCGCUCCUGGUUCCGCGAGGCUGAGAUCUAUCAGACUGUCAUGCUCCGACAUGAGAACAUCCUGGGAUUCAUCGCCGCUGACAACAAAGAUAAUGGAACUUGGACACAGCUGUGGCUGGUGUCAGACUACCACGAGCAUGGUUCCCUGUUCGAUUACCUGAACAGGUACACUGUGACAGUGGAGGGCAUGAUCAAGCUGUCUCUGUCCACUGCCAGUGGCCUGGCCCACCUGCACAUGGAGAUCGUAGGAACACAAGGCAAGCCGGCUAUCGCUCACAGGGAUCUGAAAUCCAAGAACAUCUUGGUGAAGAAGAAUGGCACUUGCUGUAUCGCAGAUCUCGGCUUGGCUGUGCGCCAUGACUCGGCCACAGACACUAUUGAUAUUGCCCCCAACCACCGAGUAGGCACCAAAAGGUAUAUGGCUCCAGAGGUGCUUGACGAUUCAAUAAAUAUGAAACAUUUUGAGUCAUUCAAGAGAGCAGAUAUCUACGCAAUGGGCUUGGUCUUCUGGGAAAUUGCAAGCAGAUGCUCUAUUGGAGGCAUUCAUGAAGAUUACCAGCUGCCGUAUUACGACCUGGUGCAGUCAGAUCCAUCAGUGGAGGAAAUGAGGAAGGUGGUUUGUGAGCAGAAGUUACGACCCAACAUUCCCAACAGGUGGCAGAGCUGUGAGGCUCUGCGAGUAAUGGCGAAGAUCAUGAGGGAAUGCUGGUAUGCUAACGGGGCAGCUCGCCUCACCGCCCUGCGCAUCAAGAAGACAUUGUCCCAGCUCAGUCAGCAGGAGGGCAUUAAAAUGUAGGCCUGAGACCCCAGAGAGGCAUCACCUUAGCACCGCAUCAUUUUUGAAUAUGUUUAUUAUAAAGGUCAUUGUUGUUAUUCUUAUCAGUGGUUAUUGCAUUACAACUCUGUGUCCUCCAAGAUCAAGGCAGAGAGAGGACAUGAGCACUAGGAAUGAAGGUUUGUUUGAAUUUUUUUUUCUUUGGCUUUGACUGAGAGUGAGCUAGCUGCUGAAACCUCACUCUGGGCUUCUGAGACUGAAACCCAUGGACUCUUUUUGGAGCCGGCGCCCCUUUUCAGCCUGUCCGGAUGAACAUGCCGCGAUAAAACCCAUGCCCAUUUUUGGUUGCAUCCUCUGUCUUGCCUGGCUGCUGCCCUGUCUGGGAUGGCCCUGAUCCAGUUGAGAUGUUUUAUAUUCGAGCAAAGAGCCAAACAUUUUGACAGUGACUAAGGACUUUGGUGCAAGUCGUAACUUGUGGGCAACAUUGUGAAAUAGUCAUGCUAUUGUUUUGUCUUCUGCCAGUCGGGCUGGGUUCACCGAAGAUCUUCUGUGAGAUGGAGUGUUUAUUUUUCCCCUCUCCUGACUUUGGUCAUUUAAUGGUCAGGUAGAAUUCGUUUUUUUUUUUUAUUUUGUUGUUUUCAAUUUGCACCUUGUGUUUUCUCCUUCUUUCUUCAUUGCUGUUUUUUUCCUCCCCCUUGAGUAAUUUAUUUAUCAUAAGGGUUUUGGUUUUUUGUUUUUUUUUGGGCAACAAACUGGACACGACCUCAUUCAGUCUUGGCAAACAUGCUGCGACAUAUGCAAUAUAGAUAAAUCUUAUCUAUUUUAUAUCUUAAAUGUUCUGCUAUUACUACAACAGUUCAACAGCUUUGAUGACAACCAUGCCCUUCAAGCCAGGUGUUACCGGAAAGUGCCACUGCUUUAAACCAACCUUCCCUCAUGAUGUGGACCAGUCCCUUAACUUUGCCAUCCGUCUCAAUAUUAAGAACGACGCCGCCAGAGAGAUUAUAGAAGAGUCCCUCGUGGAAUCUCGUCUCUCUUAUGCACAUGGAGCGAGUGCUAGCCUGGGACCGCCACGCAACAACAUGCUGGUGCCAUUUCUUUUGUUUGUCAGCAUCAUCAUCAUCAGCAGCAUCAUCAUCAUUGUCAUCAUCACCUUUGAUGCAGCAUUGAGGGUUGUUUCACUUGUUUCAACCUCAGUUCAUCCUCACUAAUGUAGACCACCAGCCCAAGUUACUGAGUGACUGUUUAAAAGGGGAUGAAUGCAGAUGGGUGCCACGUUGUACAUUUGCUUGUCCUCGGAAUUGUCAUGUGAUUUUCCCAUUUCUGGGAGAGGAUGCUGUGGGAUCUGAUGUGGCCAUGCUGGCUUUUUUCCCUAAAAUACAGACUGUUCUCUUCCUUGCUGAGAAGUGUUGAUAGACAGUUGUUACAACUCGAGUAAACAAAGGCACUCUCAAAGACUCAAACUAUUGCUUUAUGUGGAAGGCUGGAAAAAAAGAAAACUUUGAGCACUGCGUUUAUUCAGAUGUUUGAAGUCAAACACAUCAGCAUUACUCAAGUUGCCCUGUAAAGAAAUGUAUUUCUUACGCUACCUUUAUUCGUUUUUGUUGUCAGUGCUGCAAAGCUGAUGGGUACAUUUAAAUAUAUAGCAAAUGGAUAUUUACUAAGCCAUAGAUCCUCCAACAUUUUAUGGCAACUUUUCAUGUAGAAUGUAAAUUUCGAGAGAGAAAAAAAUUGUGUUGAUUGAUUUUAAAUCUCCGUUGAGCAAGCCUUAAGGGACCAAAACAAUUGGGUUCAUUCCUGUUUUGCAAAAAAAAAAAAUGAAAUUGGUAAGUGUUAAACAGGUUGGUAUUCUAUUUGCAGGAAGACUGAAAUGUAGCAUCAACUCUUGCAUUUUAUAUUUCUGUAGAAGAAAAGGUACCUUAUUGCCACAAAAAUGAGCUUGCGGUCAGGGAAGCAAACCUGUACGUUAUUCUAAUAUUGCUUCACGAAGCUGCGUUGAUUAAUAUGAAUUAAAAAGCGUGCAUAUCAGAAUGAAUUUGGCUCAAGGAUGAUUGUGGAAUGUGUUUUUAGUUAUUUUCUAUAAAGCAUCCAUUUCUGAAGAUGUGCUUGUUAAAGCAUGGCACCUGACAUGUUAAUCAAGUCAAACUGUCGUUUCAAUGUGUCUGUUUUUCUUUUUUUUUCUUUAUUUUUUGGCACUUUAGAGUGAAUUUUAAGUAACGUCCAGUGACCAGGGUGGCCUCUGAAUGAGCGUGCAUGUUGAUACUGGGUGUCCUGGCAGCUGAUGGUCAUGAUUAUGCAUAAGCCCUUUGACCCUUCAAUGCCAAACAGUGGGUAAAAAUCUGGUUUGUAAUUCAGCAAUAAGAUUGUGUGCAUGUUUAUUGGUGUGGCAAUAGGGUGUUGAUUCGUCUCGCUUCUUUCCAGUGGUCACCCACUCGGAUGGAUUGUAUCUUAAGACAACUUUGCUGCAUUUUCUGACUCUGUACAGGUGCGAAAGACGAUUGCAGCAGUUCUGUGCGUGCCGAACUGUAAUUGUGAAUAUUCGUCUAUAUGAACUGCAGUGUACUUUCAGCCUGAGCCCCAUUCCUAUUUGUCAUUCCACAGUCCUUGGCGACUGGGCUAACCUUUCAUCUUUCUUUUCGUGUGUCGGUUUCAGAUUUACGCUACAGAUCUUUUUGUCAGUUACUGCACCUGGUGUUAUUUGUCUGUUACUCUAUCUUCUCUUUGUGUUACUGUAGAUUUAGUGGCGUGAUUUUACACCAACCAAGCUAAAGACAAGGAUCACUUUACUUAUUUUAGUCCUGUGAUGUAUGAUCCCAUUCCAUGUAAAGAAAGAGUGCUGUUGGGCCAGUCACUGGCACACAUGCAUUGAAAAGUAUUAUUCUGUUUCUGUUCUUGCUACAGUACAGUGAACUAUAUCAUUUUUUGUCAUAAAUGAUUCCUAAUUCAUGCUAAACUAAAAUGUACAAAUCUUGAAUGGAGUAGUUUUACGAACGUGUGAGUAGGAGUCUGUAUAAAUAUGUAUAUUGUAAAUAGAUAUCUACGUAUAUUUGUAACUCGUCUGUUAGCCGCGUGGCCCAAUGCCACGUACAGUCGAUCAACAGAAAUUGGGCGUUUUAAACACGAAGUGAAAGUUAACCCAGUAUGGUAGUGGGCAGUGCCAGGAGAAAGUAUGAGCUAAAAAAAGGAAAGAAAUUUCUAGGAAGGCCCUUUGAGAGAACGUGAGCUUAAUCAUACUUUCUGGGACAAAUUUUUCUAACAAAACUUCUGUUUUUCAUCAUGCCACUGCGAGCCGUUACUGGGCCAACGUUCAUCUCCGUCUGACACAUUUCUGUCUUAAAUCACCAGCAGCCUUUUCGUUCCAAAAUUCAGUGGUGACCUACUUAGCCGCAAAACAUGCAUAUCCAGGUAUUCCUCACAGUGACAUGCAGGUAUACUCUCGGCCUCAGCGGCCGAAACACACCAGCUAUGACUUAACAGAAAAAAACCAUACCGCUGCACCUCUGGUUUCAUGCUAUCGGGCGAGACCGGGAGGGCUGCUUUCAAAGGAGCCGCUCACUUCACCCCGUAAUGUCCUGUAGCUAGGAGAUUUUCUAUGUAGUACCGUCAAAUACAGAUCCACUAGGGAGCUGUGGGCCGUUUGGGGCGGGUCCUCGUCUCCUCUCUCCCGCUCUGGCUCUCUCAGUCUCGCCCCGUGCUGCCGAUUUCCCUCUUGAUGUCACCGACUUCUGUGCCUCCUCCUAACUCAUCUGCACCCGAGGAUACAUCCAUACCGGCAGAUUAAACUUUUUGAUUGACAGCGGCCGUGUUUUCAGUAGCCAGUGCAGGUGACGGAGAGGUCAUUUCAAGUCCUCUUAACGUGACCCAGACUCCAGCAUAUCCGCCUGCUUAUUAAAAUGACUGCUGUGUUUUUAUUUUCCUUUCUGUUCACGUGUUCUGUUUUCUACAAUGCAUUAUGCAGUCUUUCCGUACAACCAUGCACAGAAUUUUUUGCACAAAGGACUCGUUCGCUUUGUCUGUCCAUGGCUAUUGUGUGGUCUAAUUGAGCAGACGUAAACGUCUUGCCUGAAAUGCGACGGGAUGUGAAUGUAAACUGCUCAACAUUCCCGGAGUGCGCCGCCAAUUACAGCACAAACUCGCAGUGUAAUUUCAAUAAAGGUCAUGCAUAUGCCGUUUAAGGGCAUAACAGAAACACGGGUCUUUACACUCGGUUAUGCAAAUUUGUAUGGCGACACAGUCCUCAGGCUUUCCGCUGGCAAUCGCCAAGUUAUUUAUUACAGUUCAAUUCUAUAUCUAUGCCAACAUCCGGACACUGUGAGGAAGACCCUUGAAGGACGGUGGGCCGGUAGCACCAAAAAUCAUGACCAGAUACGGAACAGUAAACAGUGAUUUUGAGGGGGGGAAUGGUGAGGAGUUCUAAAUGCAGGAGUCUGGGUCACUAAUGGACUGAGAAGCCAACCAAGGUGCUUUUCACUUGGUCAGUGUGUGUGUGUGUGUGGGUGUGUGUGUGGGUGUGUGUGUGACUGCUGAUUGUGGAAAGGUAGAAGAAAGCUUUAUCAAGUUUUAUUUGGUGCCUAAGUUUGACUAUAGUUGUUGUUUUGUUUUUUUUUGUAUUCCACUUAGAAUGAUGCACUGCAUGUGACUGAUUUCUAAUGUUUGCAUCAUUUGCUUUUUAAAGAAAUUAUUAAAAGAAGAAAAAAAGAUGAAAGGUUUAAUUAAUACGUUUUAAAAAGGUCAGAAAAAAAAUCCAGAGAGAGAAAAAAAAAAAAUACAUACCUCCUCCGAAGACCAAUGUGUUUUUACCUCAGUGUAUAUAUUCUAUUUGUUUACUUAAAGUUUGCAAUUUUGUUUCUAUGAAAUGCUAAAUUGAAGAAUUUCACUUUUGUGUCAGUGGUACUUUUAUGUGGCAUUGUGUCGUUCUUGUGUCCAAAACAGAAUAUUCUUUCUUUGAACCAUAAUCUGUACUUUAUUUCUUUUUUUUGUUCUGUCUGAGUUGUAAGUGCUUUACAGACAUCAAACUAUGUCCUUUUAAUGCCUCUUUCUCAACUAUGUAGAAAAUGCCUUGUGUACUUUUUUUUCUUAAAAAAAAAAAAAAAGGGAUGGUGAACAGAUGACCGGGGGUCAGUAGUGAAUUGGUGGCCGAGAGAGCUCUCAGGUGGGAUACAGUUCUGUACCCCACUUGACUUCUAAAGCAUUAUGUAUAGACUUUUUUUAUAGCGUGUACAGACGUACAAACGAACAACAUAGGAACAUAGGAGAGUGACGCUGAUGUGCCAUUCUAACAUAGUGGACUAGAAAUGGGUGUGAAUAAAAAGAAAAAAAAAACUUU